AUGAGGACAAAGAGGCGAGUUUUCUGCUAGAAAUGACUAUAAAUUAUUGCUCACCAUUCUAUUUUAUGUGCCGUGUUCGAAUUAACUUCCCGAAGUUUGAUUUUAACUUUAGCUCUCCAAAAUUUCGUUAAUUUUCUCGCUCUCUGACAGUGAUUUCUAAUUAUUUACUUCAAACAUUAAUUUUUCUCGCUUUAAUCUUUGUCGCGUUCAAUUAUUAAUCUUCCUAGUAAACAUUUUUAUCUUUUAAUUAAUUCUUUUCCAGGAUGCGAAACAUCUUCAUCGCAUUGUUAAUAUGUGCCACGACAUCAGCUUCUCCUGUAGAGGAAUUGAUCGGCACUCAGCAAUUCAUGCUCAUUUCGCAGUUCAAAUGUUUAACACUUUUUGAAACGCACGUUAUUCCGUCAUCGACUGUGAGAGGAAUGAGCUUUCCAAAAAGGUUUUCCGAUUCGUUCUUUUAGAAUCAAAAGUAAAUGUGUUCUUAUUUUUUCUCAGGACGGAUGCUGAUUGUAACCCUUUGAUGAGAACGCAUUUGAUUCGGGAUCCGACGGAAGUUCAUCCUCCAAGGCUUCUACUCGUCUGGCCGAAGGCGCGAAGAGUUCGCUUCCACAUUUUGGACUUUAAUGUUCGUUUUUGUACACUUUUUCGCAAAGUACUGCUUUUUCAAGGGUUUGAACAUCAAAAGGAACACCAGCGAGUCCUUCUUACUGGAGACCAACGACCUCUCCUCAAACGUUGGUCAGGGAGAUCUGUUUGACAUGGCUGAGGUUGGCUUGAAUUCCAUACAUGAAUUAUUUCUAACAGCUAACUAUUAGUAUUUAUUACUAUUAGGGAUCAAAAAAAUAAUUUUUUUAUGAAUUUUUUUUCAUGUAUAUUUAAAAAUUACAGCCUUACCGAAUGCAUACGGUCUUCGACUGGAUGAGCCGUGUGUUAUACGUCAUUUAUUAUCACCUGGAUGGGAGCCAAUAUAUGCGAGUCAUGCACUUCAAAGAUCCUUUCAAACGUUUCUGGACUCGAUUUUCCAUGAUGUAACAUUGACCAUUCAGCGCAUGACAUGCAUACGCGAAUAUUGCAUUCCGAGUUGGGAAACGUCGCGAAAAUGAAGGCUCAUCCGAACAAUGCGAUGCGCACCCAAUGGGCUGAAGAUCCGUAUGAUUCUAAGGUUUCGCCGCAUUAUUAUUUCAGCGACUUUGAUGAAGCUGUUGUUCAGGUUUACUACGUCACUCAGAAGGAUGACACAACGACCCUCUACGUCAGCCCCAUCUCAAAAAUGUUCACCCUUGUUUUGGACGGAGAGAAUGGAAAUCUUGUCGGAACGUUGAGAGGAACUCCCUUUGUAGCGUUAGUUUCGCAAUAUUGAAAUAUCUUGGGAAAGUCGGAAUGGUUAAUAAUGACCUCUAAAAGGGGGAGGCUCAAACAGGGCAGUAAAAAGAGUCUCAGUCUUCCAUUUUUCUAUAAUUUUUAGGCUCAACAAAUGAAAAGAGGGGAGGCAGGAAAAUUGGUGCAUAAGAGCCGAUGAAAUGGCGCAAAAAGGCAGCAGAAAAGGAACAUUUUAGGAGCUUUUUUCCACCCUAAACGACUUUGUUUGUGUAUGCAAUUUUUCGCUGGACUUUUUCUGCGUUUCUAAAAAAAAAGUCAAAAAUAAAAGACCCCUCAUGUGAAUAUUUAUGGUUCAUAAAAUGCUUGAUUGUGACAUUUUUCAAUGAUUUCUCUCUAAUAUCCAAAAAGAAGAGGUUUAGAGUUCUCUGCAAUGUUUUGUAAAAUGAAUAGACCUGAAACUCCAAUUUUCAGUGUUUCCGGUGGAUUGCUUUUCGUCCGCUUCUUGGAAGACUUGGGAAACGUCAAACGCAUCUCGUCUUCAGUGCGGUGAGCAUUAUUGAUUUUUAGGGGAAAAUGAGUGGAAUUUUCAGAUCAGUCGAUCAAAACGAGACUUCAUUCGGAUACAAUUUCGUGAUGCAGUUUGAUUAUCCAUUGCCGCUUCCCGCCAUCAUGUCAACUAUCAUCGUGAAGUAUCUUACCUCAAUCAUUAUUUUGAAAAAGAAUUCUAUACAAGUUGUGCUAUUUUUUUCUAUUGAAAAGUCUCUACUUGGGAGUUUGAAACUUUUUCGAAAAUCGCAAAAGUUUGUGAAAUUGAGGAAAAAGUAGUAUGAAACGCCCUUUUUUUCCAACCUAGCCUAAGCCCAAGAACAUAUUUGCGCCUAAAGUCAGUUUUCAUGCAAAGUGAUCUCCGCGAAAUUCAAAAUCGAUUCUGACUCUCCAAAAUUUAGUUAUCAUUUUCACUCUCUGAUAGAUAUUUUCGAUUUCGCGGAACCAAUUUAGACAAAUAUCUAGCGGAACUCUGAAGGUAAUGAAAACCACAAAAUUUUUAAUAUUGAGAUAACUCCGGCAAAAUAGGAAUGGUGGAUAAUGGCCGCUAAGAGGGAGAGGCUCAAAAAGGCCACAGGAAGGUAGCAAAAUGGUGCUUAAGAAUUGGUGCAAAAAGGCCACAAAAAGGAGCAUUUGUCACCUUUUAAGGAACGUUUCUAUGGAUCCUUUUCCACCUUUUCCGACUUUGCCUAGGAAGUAUGAUAUUUUGAGCCAUGUUCUAUCGAAAAAUCAGACCCAGUCUUAUGAACUCUGAAAAGCUGUUUUACAGAAGCUCAUCCAAUUUUUAUUUUUUAUUAUUGUUUUUUUUAACCGAAUCCAGUUAAAAAUUGGCUAUCUAACAAAAAUUAAUGCAUUUUCACACGCACUUGCGCUACUUUUUUCCAUGACGGUUUUUGUAGGAAUUGGGAUUACUGUAUGUUCCGCGACGGAAGUUCGGCUAGGAAGGAAAUUUGCGAUGCCGAGAAGCUGGAGUGGAUGCGCAGCAAAGGAAUGAUUGUAAGAGAGUCACGAUAAACAUUAGGAAAAAAAAGUUAAAUAUGCAGGUCGAAGACUCGCCGAUAGACAUCGUCAAGUGGCUGCUGGUCGCCGUCGUCAUUUUGUCUUUCGUAAGUCGAUUUUCACCCAAAGUUCGAUUUUUUUGGGAAAAAGUGAUAAGAAGUUUCAAAAAGUAUCGAGAUGAAACUUUCAGGGUGAUCUUUAAGAAGAGGAGGAAGGUUGAAAACUAAUCUCUUUUUGGAAUUUUCCGAUUCAUAAGUUUUACAAGCCAGAAAACUUGAAAAUCAUGUUAUUAUGCCGCCACGGCGUUCGCAAACGGAGUUGGGAGACGUCAAGAAAUAUUUGGUGCGAAAAUUGAAAUCUCAAGUAUAGCUGAUUCACGGCUGGCUUGAGCCAUCGAAAAAAGGGUCCUGACACGAUAAUUCACGAGAUAGUGCCUGGUUCGUGGAGAGCGCAGGCAGGCCCGCCCUCUUAACGUCCCAAGCUAGCCGUGAAUCAGCCAUACAAAGCCAAAGGCGAUCGAAAAAACAAGUAACGUUGAAUACUCAGUGUAACUUCUGGCGUAAAAUGACGUCAUUUUAUCUGGAGCGCGCACUUUUUUUUUUGUAAAUUCAGAAAAUUUGACAACUUCCCUCACCCUAUUAAGAAUGCUGAGAAGUGUGAGGAAGUUUGGUGAAUUAGGUUGAAAAUGUUACUUAAGACUACUUAGCAGCACUAGAAAGAUCCCUUGAACCCGGCAUUAGGUAGAAUAGGUGUUGCAGCUGAUCGUCUUGCUCUUCGUGUACAUCUACUGGCUUCGCUCGACUUUCGCAACGGCCGACGACCGCUGUACUCGCAAUUCCGAAGUUUGUUUCAUUUUUCAACUUGAAUCUUAUCGAUUCAUUCAUUACUUGCAGUUUCACGAGGAGGCCUCCGUCUUCAUCUCGAAGCAAAGAAGCUUCCCGACGGCCUACGACCCCAACAGCGCCGACAUUUCCGUUGACCGUUGGAAAUAA
Caenorhabditis auriculariae is the source of this 3854-nucleotide messenger RNA. The record is from the annotation of a GenBank genome assembly. Lineage: Eukaryota; Metazoa; Nematoda; Chromadorea; Rhabditida; Rhabditidae.